CAGCAGCACCCCGACAUGGAAGAUGAACAAGACGGAGCUCCUCGCCGAGUGCAACCGCCGCAGCCUCGCCGUGAGCUCGAAGUGGACCUUGACCGAGCUUCGCCACGUGCUGGCCGGGGACACCAAGCACUACCUCUACCGGGGCCCGAAGACCGAAGUGCCCAAGAGCAUUUCGAAGAUGACCCGGGACGAGCUGGUGGAGGAAGCGAUCGGUCUGGGCAUCGACGUCGGCCAGAAGGAAACGAGGGGAUCGAUCAUGCUGAAGAUCCGCGACUUCACGGCCCCAGACGACACGGUGAUGACCAUUGGGAGGUUCCGCGGCGAGACCUACAUGAACAUUCCGGCCACCUACGCGGAUUGGGCCUCCGACGAGGAGAGGGCCAACGGGGACAACAUGCACCCAGAACUCAAAAGGUUUGUCAUCUGGAAGCGCAACCAGAAGGUCAAGGAAGCCGCGACCGACCGCAAGGCCAAGCCCCGCCAGAGGGGGUACCUGGAUGUCGAGGACAACGCGAUGAUCCCACCGCCACCAGUGAGCGAGACGGGAGCCUCCGCCUCAGCAUGGGAUAUGGACGAGUACGAGACCUACACGGAGACCCCUCGAGGAGGACGCCGGGACCAAAAGGAUGGAAAGGGACGUGGAGCCCCACAUGUUGGAGGAGAUCCGAGCUCUCGAGGAGCGAUUGGCCUGUCUGAGGGAUGCUGCAGGGGUGGAGCCCCGGCGAUGAAAGGCUACCUCACUGGAGACGAUACGACGUGCGAGAAGGGUGAAAACUACACGACGGGCCACGCCACCUACGACGAGGAGAUCAGCAAGGACUUCUACCCCAAGGACCAGACGGAUGAGCACGACGCGGCUACAGGAGAUGGUACAGGUUACGACGAGGAGAACAGCGAGGACUUCUACCCCAAGGACCAGUCGGGCGAGCACGGCACGACUACAGUGGACCGCGCAACCUACGACAAGGAGAUCAGCGAGGACUUCUACCCCAAGGACCAGACCAACGUGCACGGUGUCUACACGGUGGCCAAAGGAGGCAACAAGGGUGGGUGCGACGAGGACAUCUUCCAGACAAACACGGGUGAAAACCUAGGUACGUCGUCCCCGUCGUUCCCUAGCCAUGAGAUCCUCUACACCAAAGACGAGACGCAGAACUACCUGGCCCAGGACAUCUACCUCAACUCGUCACAGGACACCAGUGAGGAGAUGGCCCAGACAGCUCUACGCGAAGGGCGUUUUGAUAACAAGGACCUUGAGGAGAUCCUCGAUGCGUGCGACUUCCACAACCCCAAGAAACGACCCGGAGUCCACGGUGAAGGAGAAGAACGUAGAUGUGUCAUCGGGUACUAUGCCUACGGCAAGUUCCAUGGGGUGACGCGCGAGACCGGGGCGAGGAGCAAACUCGCCAAGUAUAUCAACCAGUUCCUCCUUCACAAUGGACAGGACGCAAGAGAGCACCGAGGAGGAGAACUCUGGGUGGCGCAGAGCAGAGGUGAGACGUAUCGACGGGACACCAAUGGCGAGCCCACCCCUGGCAACAUCCUCGAGACAAAGGGGAAGGUGACCAAGUUCAACCCGAAGCACAAGCACGCGAGCGAGCCCUGGCAGGGCAAUCGCUGGAGUGUGGUCGCCUAUGUAGCAAGGAGCUUUCCGCACGCGUCGAAGACAUCCAAGAAGGUGUUGCAGAAGCUCCAGUUCCCGGUGCCCAACACUAAGGACCUCAAGGUUUUCCACGACAACAACCUCAGCAAAGGCCAGCAGACCCCCACCGAGGGACGACCACGCCGAACUACGCAACGAGAUUUGUGGAAGAAUGCCGCGGCCCUGUGCGUUAUGAUGGCCACGUCUAUGACUACCAUGGACCUCUACGCCCGGGACUACGUGGAACCCCGGGUUCGACCCAAGGUCGCCCUUCUCGAGAUUGGCGGCGUGGAAGCCACAUGCUAUGCCACCGGAGUGUGCAACGACAGCAUCGAUGUCGCCGAGCCGCUCUUCUACAACGACCUGCAAUGGGCUGAACGGAUGCAAGAAUGCGACUUCGGGCCCAUUGAGACCGCUACGAUCCGGCAAGAACCGGCCGAACUAUGGCUUCACGUCUCCCAGGCCUGGAUAUGCUCGGAGACCAAGAAGGACGCCGAGAAAGCUAUCGACCGACAACUCCGAGAAGGUCGACAAGUGGUACUUCAGCGCGAGCCCGGGGAACGAGCUCUAUGGGAAGAGGCCACGGCAGGAUGGGAGGACGCAGGCUAUGCCGUUGUCCACGACUACGACCACUAUGGGAACGAGUACCUUCGGAUCGACCCCUACGGCGAGGUAGACAUGGUCCACCCCAGCUAUGCUGUAGAAACGGGACAUGUACCUGAUGCCCCGAAGGACGAGGAAACCUAUGAGCCCGAAGAGGGGGCCGGCAUCGGAGAUUUCCCCGACGACCUUGAGGAGUUGAUGGCAGACAUUGAGCCCAGCGAGCCCGGCGAGAUUGCGUACGACAUGGACGAGGAAGCAGAGGAGCAACGCGGCAGCAGGAGAGAUGCUGGCGGUUUGGACCCACCUGUGCUUCGAAGGAAGCGACGUAAAGGACCACCAGAUGGCCGGCACUCCGGGCCACUCCCAUACCAGAUCAACAUGCUCAAGAAAGCGAAGACCGAACGGUCCAGAGCCAAGCAAUUGGAAAAAGAAAUACCGUGGGACCAGAUCCCGGCCGAGGUCCGCCCACUCUUCUUGGCAGCAGAGCGCAAGCAGUGGGCUGAGCAUCUCCAACAUGAUGCCCUGGAAGUCCUGGAUGUGAACACCAGCAAACGUGUGCGUGCCGAAGUACCUCGUGAACGAAUCCUAUCGUCACGAUAUGCUUACCGUGACAAAGCGAUGGGGAAGCGAAAGGCCUGCCCGGGGACACCCUGGCGGGCCAAGGCCCGCCUAGUGGUGGGAGGCCACCUUGAUCCCGAUCUCGGAGGGGGAUCCUUCGGCGGACUCGUGACCGACAGCCCGACUAUCAACAGGUCGUCUCUGGUUAUGUUGCUGCAGCUCGCCGUCUCGCUGCGGAUGCAGAUGGCUACCGGCGACGUCCAG
This is a messenger RNA of Symbiodinium necroappetens, 3067 nucleotides long. The record is from the annotation of a GenBank genome assembly. Lineage: Eukaryota; Dinophyceae; Suessiales; Symbiodiniaceae.